Molecule: messenger RNA, 2813 nt
Organism: Rhododendron vialii
Lineage: Eukaryota; Viridiplantae; Streptophyta; Magnoliopsida; Ericales; Ericaceae
Product: probable leucine-rich repeat receptor-like protein kinase IMK3
Exons: 2
Coding region: 397-2589 (730 amino acids)
Biological process (GO): protein phosphorylation
Molecular function (GO): protein binding; ATP binding; protein kinase activity
Source: RefSeq, a predicted model, not a curated record
GCUAAAAGAAAAAAAAAGAAGAAGAAGAAGAAAGGACCUUGAUUUCAACCCAACCCCAACAGUUAUAACUACUGUAGUAUAACAUGCAUUCUGCACAAAAAUAAACAAAACUAGCCGUUACGAUUACCAUUAUCCCAAAACGAAGCCCCCUUCUUAUACUAUCCUCAACCCCUUUACCUCCUCUCUCUCUCUCUCUCUCUCUCUCUCUCUCUCUCUCUCUCUCUCUCUCUCUCUCUCUCUCUCUCUCUCUACUUUUUCCAUACUCCUAUGCCAGGCUUUCCAUUCUGAAAAAGCACAAUCGAGACCAGUGGUGUUCUUCCUAAAUCAUCUGGUUUUAGUUUUCUCAUAUACUUAGUUUAUUGUAGUGUCCAUAAGCAUAUCAGUAGUAUUUAGCUAAUGAAUCAAUUGGGCAAAAACCCAUUUCAUUACAUGCAUUUCAUUCUAGAAAGUACCAGCAUUUCUAGUUGUGUUUUCCUUCUGCUCCUGUUUUCCGCUUUCGGUUUUGUUUCAGGGCAAGAUGGGGACGGAGUGGUCAUGACGCAAUCAGAUUUCCAAGCCCUCAAAGCCAUCGAACAAGACUUGAUCGAUCCGAGACGAGUUUUGAAGAGCUGGAAUGGUUCUAUCAACGGAUCUUGCUCUGGUGAAUGGGUCGGCAUCACUUGUUUAAAAGGGGAAGUCGUUUCCAUCAGCCUUCCGUGGAAAGGAUUGGGUGGGAAAAUCUCCGAGAAAAUCGGACAACUUCAAUCCCUUCGAAGACUAAGCCUCCACGACAAUUAUCUCACCGGUCCGAUUCCUGAUUCCCUUGGAUUACUCCCCUAUCUCAGAGCGGUUUAUCUCUUCAACAACCGGCUUUCCGGCUCGAUCCCUCUUUCCAUUGCCCAAUCCUCUGGUCUCCAGACUCUACAUCUCAGCAACAAUAAACUCAGCGGCACAAUCCCACCUACUCUUUCAAACUCCACCAGAAUUUACAGACUCAAUCUCAGCUUCAACUCGUUAUCGGGUUCCAUACCGGGUAGUCUCACUCAAUCCCCUUCGCUAACCUUUCUAUCUCUCCAAUACAAUAACCUCUCUGGUUCUGUUCCAGAUUCAUGGGGUGGACAAGGGGGUAAAGUAUAUCAACUUCAAGUCUUGACCCUUGAUCACAACCACCUCAAUGGUUCUAUUCCGGAAACUAUUGGGAACAUCUCUGGAAUCACCCAACUUGAUUUUUCCUACAACAAUUUUACUGGGCUAAUCCCAAUUUCACUAUCCAAUUUACACAACCUCACUUAUUUCAAUGUCUCCUACAAUAACCUUUCCGGCACUGUUCCGACCCUCCUUUCCGAAAAAUUCAAUUCGAGCUCUUUCGUGGGUAAUUUGCAGCUGUGUGGGUAUAGUAGUUCCUCCCCAUGCCCUUCUUCUCCCCCACCACAAGUUUCUCCAUCCCCUUCACCGGAGGGCUUACAACAUAGCCAUCGAAAAUUAAGCACAAAAGACAUAAUUCUCGUAGCAGCUGGAGCUCUUUCACUGGUUUUACUCCUACUGUGCUUUCUUUUGCUUUGUUGUUUGAUCAGGAAAAGGGCUAAAAAAGCAAAGAAUGGCAAGAACACUGGGCGGGUUGAGAAGGCAGUCCCUGCAAGUGGGGGCGAAGUUGAAUCUGGAGGUGAGGUUGGGGGUAAGUUAGUCCAUUUCGACGGGCCAUUUGUGUUUGCAGCUGACGAUUUGCUCUGUGCAACCGCGGAGAUAAUGGGGAAGAGUACUUACGGGACGAUAUACAAGGCGACUUUGGAAGAUGGGAAUCAGGUGGCGGUGAAAAGGCUGAGGGAGAAGGUGGCAAAAGGACAGAAGGAGUUUGAAACUGAAGUGGUUGCCAUUGGAAAGAUUAGGCAUAUGAAUGUGUUAGCCCUUAGAGCAUAUUACUUGGGACCUAAAGGAGAGAAGCUUCUUGUCUUUGAUUAUAUGCCUAAUGGGAGUCUUGCAUCCUUCCUCCAUGCCAGAGGCCCUGAAACAGUUGUAAAUUGGCCAACAAGGAUGAACAUAGCAAUGGGCAUCACAAGAGGACUGUGCUAUCUUCACAACGAGGAGAAUAUAAUCCAUGGGAAUCUAACAUCAAGCAACUUGCUUCUCGACGAACAAACAAACCCCAAGAUCUCAGACGUUGGCCUCUCCCGGCUCAUGACUAGCGCUGCCAACGCCAACGUGAUUGCAACUGCAGGCACACAGGGCUACCGUGCACCCGAGCUCUCAAAGCUCAAAAACGCCAACACAAAGUCCGAUAUCUACAGCCUGGGAGUGAUCAUACUAGAGCUCCUAACAGGGAAAUCCCCCGGUGAGGCAACAACAGAUGGUGUUGACUUGCCUCAGUGGGUGGCAUCGAUUGUGAAAGAGGAGUGGACUAAUGAAGUGUUUGAUGUGGAGCUUAUGAGAGACGAUGCGUUCAAUUCAGGGGAUGAGUUGCUUAAUACGUUGAAGUUAGCUUUGCACUGUGUCGACCCUACUCCAUCAGCUCGGCCUGAAGCUCAGCAAGUUCUUCAGCAGCUGGAGGAGAUUAAGCCCGAGAUGGCUGCAGUUUUAGUUGAUGAUGGUGACAAAGCUGCUGGAGGAGAUUAAAGUAUUUCUUACAAGACGGGAUUGCAACAUUAUUAGUACACACAUAGAAGGAAUGGUUUAAGCUAUUUUUGGGAUUUUUUCCAUUGUAUUUCAUUAAUUCAUUGAAUGUGUAUACAGGGCUAUAUCAGUUUAUUUCAUUUGGUUUGUUCAUCUAGGAUUGUAAUACAUUCUUUUUGUACGUACUCCUAUCAAAACAAAAUAAAUGAAUCACUUAUUUGGCGGAA